CUAAAACCCUCCAAACUUCUCAACCCAACAAUCUCACAGCUUGCCUCAGCACGUCAUAGCGACACAACACUUUGGCCUUCCUCUCUUUAUCUCUCACCGAAAUCAUUCAUAGCCGUUAACAAAAAACCGCCGCCGCAACUUCUCUCUCGUCGGAAUCAUCCAUAGUUGCUACAACAUCAUCGAUUCAGUGUUUCUCUAGAGACUCGCUGCUGCAGAUCUUGCCGGAACCAUCCAUAGCAGCUGCUUCAACUUCAGAUUGAGUAUUGACUACCCUCUUCUUCUAUCUCUGUUCCUUCGUUGCAACGGCAGUCGGCGAGUCUCUUCUCGGUGGACUCGACAGAGUACAGUGUAUCCUAUUUGAAAGAGCACACAGUGAUCGGAAGAAUAAAAUAAGCCAUGAAUUUCCGAUUUCAGAAUCUUCUUGGUGCUCCUUAUAGAGGUGGAAAUGCUGUCAUUUCCGGUAACAGUCUCCUCAUCUCUCCCGUAGGAAACCGUGUCUCUGUCACCGACCUUAUAAAAUUGGAAACGGUAACUCUGCCAUGUGAGAGCUCCUCCAACAUCUCCCGAAUCGCUGUCUCUCCUGAUGGAAGCUUUCUCCUAACACUAGACGAAAACAAUAGAUGUCAGUUCGUCAAUCUUCGUCGUCGAAUAGUUCUUCAUCGCAUGUUGUUUAAGAAGCCUGUCUCAGCAAUCAAAUUCAGCCCUGAUGGAGCCUUAAUUGCUAUCGGUGUUGGUAAAUUGCUCCAGAUAUGGAGGUCUCCUGGUUUUCGGAAGGAAUUCUUUCCGUUUCAGUUGAUUCGAACUUUUGCUGAUUGUGAUGCUUCUGUCACUGCCUUGGAUUGGAGCCCGGAUUCUAACUAUGUUCUUGCCGGUUCAAAGGAUACUGCAAUCAAAAUGUCUUCUUAUGCAUUGGUUUCUUGUACAUUGCACCAGGUCCUGCUGCGUAGAUUUCGGAUCACCCACAAUCUCUCUUUGGAUGGCGUUUUAGACUAUUUAAACUCCAAGAAGAUGACUGAAGCUGGUCCAAUAGAUUUGAUUGAUGAUGACAAUAGUGACGUAGAGGAAGGCAUUGAUAAGCAAACCCGAGGGAAGAUGGGUUAUGACUUGCCUGGGUCCAUGCCAAACCGUGGAAGGCCUGUAAUUCGGACAAAAUGCUUGAGGAUAGCACCAACUGGCAGGUGUUGGGCAGCUGCAACAACAGAGGGAGUCUUGGUGUAUUCAAUAGAUGAAUCCUUUAUAUUUGAUCCGACUGAUCUUGACAUGGAUGUUACACCGGAGGCAGUUGAUGAUGCUCUAGCUGAGGAUCAACCUCAGAGGGCACUAUUGCUCAGCCUCCGUCUGAAUGAAGACACACUAAUAAAAAAAUGCAUUGUUUCUGUAAAGCCAGUGGAUAUAAAAGCUGUUGCUUUAUCAAUCCCUUUCAAAUAUUUGCAGAGGCUAAUUGAGGCGUUUGCAGAUCUUCUAGAAAGCUGUCCACAUUUGGAGUUCAUUCUUAGAUGGUGUGAGGAGCUGUGCAAAGUUCAUGGUCACUCUAUUCAACAGAAUUCCAGAAGCCUAAUUCCGGCUUUAAGAUCCUUACAGAAGUCCAUUACAAGAUUGCAUCAGGAUCUGGCAGACACUUGCUCCUCUAACGAGUAUUUGCUUCGAUAUUUAUGCUCAACGGGAAGCAAAAAUUGACAAAUUCUUAUGGAAGAGCACGCUAACAAAACUCCAUAGAGCAUUAACAGGAUGAAUUGGCACCGGGUGCCAUUCAAAUGCAUUCGAAUUUUGUAGAAAUUUAGGGGCAUAACUUAAUUUAUACCAGUGGAGGGUGUUUUUUGGCCUGUAAUUUUCUCCUUUGUUUUAUUUGUUUGUUAACUCCUGAUUUUCUAUGCUUCUUUGUUCUCCUAAUUAUAAAGGGAUUACACUACUAGCUUCUAAGGUGAAAAAGAAUGAAUUUUCCAUUUA
Molecule: messenger RNA, 1947 nt
Organism: Macadamia integrifolia
Lineage: Eukaryota; Viridiplantae; Streptophyta; Magnoliopsida; Proteales; Proteaceae
Product: periodic tryptophan protein 2-like
Exons: 5
Coding region: 397-1677 (426 amino acids)
Biological process (GO): maturation of SSU-rRNA from tricistronic rRNA transcript (SSU-rRNA, 5.8S rRNA, LSU-rRNA); ribosomal small subunit assembly
Cellular component (GO): Pwp2p-containing subcomplex of 90S preribosome; small-subunit processome
Molecular function (GO): protein binding
Source: RefSeq, a predicted model, not a curated record